GAUUGGUUUUAGUUUUUCUUUAACCAUAUAAUCCACUUUUCCUCUAUUCACUUGCAAAAAAUGUCUACCCGAUCUACAGGAUACUCUACCAAUGAAGAUAUGAUAUUAUGCCAAGUUUAUUUAGAUGUAUCUCAAGAUUCAAUAACGGGUAUAAAUCAAUAUAGAGAUAAUUUUUGGGGUCGAGUGGAAGAUGGGUACAAUAGUGCAAAGGAUGAGUGUUGGGAGUAUCGCAACAAAAGAUCGUUGGAAUGUCGAAUUAAAGUUAUUGAGAAGGCUAUAAGAAAAUUAAAUGAUUGUGUACGUCAAGUUGAAAAUUUGCAUCCUAGUGGUGCUUCAAAUAAAGAUAUUAUUAAUCAAGCAAAAUGUUUACUUAUGCAAGAUCCGAACUACAAAAAAUGUUUUAAAUUUGAUCAUGUGUGGGAUAUGAUGAAGUAUUUUGAGAAGUUUAAAGAUGUCGAUGCUGGAAGUAAAAAAGUUCGAAAGCAAGGCUCUUCUUAUAUAUCAUCGGAGUCUGAGACUCCUACUCCUGAUUAACCUCUAGUAUCAUCUCUCCUAACUUAUCAUCAUUUUCACUAAAUUUGAAUGAGGAUGUUUCAGGUGAUUCCACAUUAUCACAACGACCUAUUAGGGUGAAGAAAGCAAAAUUAAAGAGAAAAGUCGAAGAAGGUUUUUCAUCUGCUAUGCAAAUGGUCCAAUCAGAAAAUAAUUAGCUUGUUGAGUUGUUAGCAAAGUCAGGUGCAGACAGGCAGCGAGAUUUGGAGAUCAAAGAUAGAGCUUUGAAACUAAAAGAAUUUAAAGAAGAAAAUAAAAUUUUAUUGUCGAAUUUAGAUUCUAUUGGUGAUCCAAAUAUUCGUGAAUUUAUUCAACAAGAACAAAAAUGAAUAAUGGAUAAAAGAAGUCAACAAUUUCAACAGCCACAACCACAACAAUCCUCUGCCCAUACACUCAAUAUUUUAAUGAUAUUGGUGGAUCUGGAAACGACCUACCAGAGUACUAAAUUAUGGUUAUAAUUUUCUAAAUUAUUAUGUUGUUUAAUGUAUUUUCAAUUUUGAAUGUAUUGAACAUUGUUAUGUUAUUGAUCA
This is a messenger RNA of Lycium barbarum (goji berry), 1082 nucleotides long. RefSeq lists its product as uncharacterized. The record is from RefSeq and is a predicted model, not a curated record. Bases 61 to 534 code for a protein of 157 amino acids. NCBI's taxonomy places the organism in Eukaryota, Viridiplantae, Streptophyta, Magnoliopsida, Solanales, Solanaceae. The transcript is spliced from 2 exons.